This is a messenger RNA of Mytilus californianus (California mussel), 1984 nucleotides long. Its product is annotated as probable ATP-dependent RNA helicase DDX52. The coding region runs from base 33 to 1976 and encodes 647 amino acids. Gene Ontology annotation, biological process: maturation of SSU-rRNA. The transcript is spliced from 16 exons. Lineage: Eukaryota; Metazoa; Mollusca; Bivalvia; Mytilida; Mytilidae. The record is from RefSeq and is a predicted model, not a curated record. Gene Ontology annotation, molecular function: RNA helicase activity; nucleic acid binding; ATP binding.
UAUGUUUGUUUACUUCCGGUUUGCAAAACGGCAUGGAGGGACUGCAGCUGUUCAGAAAACUUGGAGUUGGUGCUAAAUUUGAUUUGAAAAGAUUUGCAAAGGAUGCAGAGAAACUAAAGAUUAUUUCUAAAGAUUCAAGCUCUCAUAAUACAACAUUUGAGAAAGCAGACAGAAAAGAAACACAUGAGCUGAAGAGGAAAAAUGAUUAUGAAAAUAGUACAUCUCUAUCGAAAAGAGUUAAAGUUGAUUCUGAGUCUUCUGACGAAGAUGACAGUACAUCAGAACCAGAGCCUGAAACAGAGCUACAGAUACUUGGUAAAAUCACAUCUAAAGGUGCAGAACAAAGAAGAGAGAAGAAGAAAAAAGUCAAAACAAAGGAAAAGUUAGCAGCAUUGCAUCAAGAGGAGGUUAACAGAUUACGAAAUCAACAUAAAAUACAUGUUUAUGGAACUGAUAAGCCAGAACCAUUGAAGAGUUUUGAACAUCUUUUAACUAACUACAAAAUGUCAGAUGUCAUCCUGAACAACGUUGCUAAAAUUGGGUACACUGAACCUACACCAAUACAGAGACAGACUAUACCAGCCAUGCUGCAUAGAAGAGAGAUUAUGGCAUGUGCUCCUACAGGAUCUGGUAAGACGGCAGCAUUUAUCUUACCAAUAAUACACCAUCUACGACAACAUAGUAAACAUGGGUUCAGAGCUUUAGUGUUGGCACCAACCAGGGAAUUAGCUAAACAAAUUUACAGAGACUUUCAAAUGAUAUCAGAUGGAACUGGUCUAAAGCUACAUUAUAUAGAAAAAGCUGAUCCAGAAAAUGAAGGGAAGUCAGUAAAGAAAUUUGAUAUUCUGGUGUCAACGCCUAACAGACUGAUAUAUCAGUUGAAUCAAGAUCCACCUCAGAUAGAUUUACACACGGUAGAAUGGUUAAUUGUUGAUGAAUCUGACAAGCUUUUUGAAGAAGGAAAAUCAGGCUUUAGAGAUCAGCUUGCUGUAAUUUACAAGGCAUGUGAUUCUAAGAAUGUUAGAAGAGCAAUGUUUAGUGCUACAUUUGCUUAUGAUGUUGAAGAAUGGUGCCGACUGAAUCUAGACAAUGUCAUACAGGUGUAUGUGGGUGCAAGGAAUUCAGCAACACAGACAAUAGAACAAGAGCUACAGUUUGUUGGAACAGAAUAUGGAAAGUUAUUUGCUAUCAGGGAAAUAAUACGUAAAGGUAUUCAGCCUCCAGUACUAGUGUUUGUACAAUCUAAAGAAAGAGCUCAGGAGUUGUUUAAUGAGCUGAUAUAUGACGGUAUGAAUGUUGAUGCUAUACAUUCAGGCAAAACACAGAUGCAGCGAGAUGAAGUGGUAAUGAAAUUUCGUCUUGGUAAAGUGUGGAUUUUGAUCUGUACAGAACUUAUGGGUAGAGGAAUAGAUUUCAAGGGAGUUAACCUAGUCAUUAAUUAUGAUUUCCCAAACAGUGCAAUAACUUAUAUCCAUCGGAUAGGUCGGACAGGCAGAGCUGGAAGGUCUGGAAAGGCAAUCACAUUUUUCACAGAGGAUGAUCGUAUAAAUUUGAGAAGUAUAGCAAAUGUAAUGGUAGAAGCAGGAUGUCCAGUACCUCCCUAUAUGUUACAGAUGAAAAAACCCACCAAGAAAAAAAGAAGGAGACUAGCUAAAAGAGUACCACAGAGGGAACAUAUUUCAACUGCACUGAAAGCAGAUUUGGAAAAGGCGAAAAAGAAAAGGGAUAUCAUUCGUAAAAUGAAGUUACAGAAGAUAGAAGGUUCUACAGUUGAUAAAAAGAAAUUACGAAGACUUAAAUCAAAAUCCAAGAAUAAGUCAGAUGUAGAUAGUAAAAAUCCAACUACUCAUAAAGUGAAAAAGAAAACUCCAAAAAAUGCAACAGAGAUGAAGAGAUCAAAACAAAACAUUUCAUCAAAUGAUACGGGGAAGAAGUUUAAACAAAAAAAGAAAAACAAAUUAAAAAAUUCUAAAUGAUCUUAAAA